AUGGCCGGAGACAAGGAAAAUCAGAACACAACCAACAAUUUGGAUUCAGCCAAUUUGCUAUACAUGCACUCGUCGGAGAGUGCUGGAACGACAUUGGUACCUGUUGUCUUUGAUGGAAUUGGGUAUAGAUCUUGGAGAAGGGGAGUUCUCACAGCAUUACCCGUGAAGAACAAGGUUGGAUUCAUUACCGGAAAAUGUAAGAAACCUAAUUCUGAUUAUGCGAAUUACGAUCAGUGGUCUCGAUGCGAUGAUAUGGUAAUAUCCUGGAUUCUAAACUCUCUUUCAAAGGACUUAGCUGAUAGCCUACAAUAUGUUAGUGAUGCUAAGGAAUUGUGGCAAGAGCUGGAAGAUAGAUAUGAUCAAACUAAUGGAGCAAAGUUGUACCAAUUACAGAAAGAAAUUAACGACCUUAGUCAGGGUACUUUGGAUAUCACAGGCUACUAUUCAAAAAUGAAAAGGCUUUGGGAGGAAUUAAAUACACUGAAUGCACAUGCACAAUGCAAUUUGUCAGUGUACUUGUGGUGCAAAGGCUAA
Nicotiana tabacum (common tobacco) is the source of this 534-nucleotide messenger RNA. The record is from RefSeq and is a predicted model, not a curated record. Lineage: Eukaryota; Viridiplantae; Streptophyta; Magnoliopsida; Solanales; Solanaceae.